This is a messenger RNA of Anopheles aquasalis, 1566 nucleotides long. Its product is annotated as transmembrane protein 53-B. The record is from RefSeq and is a predicted model, not a curated record. NCBI's taxonomy places the organism in Eukaryota, Metazoa, Arthropoda, Insecta, Diptera, Culicidae.
CGUGUGGUACCGAAAAGCCGUGUACCCCUUAACAAUAAGCAAUAAUGUGUUUCUAGCUUGCCCAUCGCUGGUGCCCGUUGGGUAGGCGAGUGCCUAGUGUCCAUUAUUGAACCGCUGGAGUGAUUGCUUUGCGUUUAAAAAAGGGGGGAAAACUCUACCGCAAUCCCAAGCAGCUUGCAUUCCCGGGCCUCUUCAACUUACGCCUACGCACACAUAACGCACAGCAGCAGCAUCGGCAUCGACAUCGGCAGACCUACCAUGUCGGCAACGUACGGCACACGGAUGGAAUCGGAAUAUCCGCUCGACGAUACGCUAGAGUAUUUUAUCAAAUUUCCUUCGCCCAACUUCCGGAGCGACACACAAACGGCCGAAAGUGACUACGUGUUCGUGUGCAACGAGACGAACGUGCCGAUAGUGCUGCUGCUUGGCUGGGCCGGCUGCCAGGAUAAGUACCUGAUGAAGUACUCCAAGAUCUACGAAGAUCGUGGUCUCAUAACGAUCCGCUACACGGCACCGGUGGAAAAUUUGUUCUGGAAACGGGCCGCCAUGCAUCAGAUCGGGGAGAAAAUAUUGAAACUGAUUUACGACAUGAACUUCGACAGCCAUCCGCUGAUUUUCCACGUGUUUUCCAACGGUGGCGCUUUCCUGUACCAGCACAUUGCCGUGGCACUGCGGCGCUCUAAAUCGCCGGUCAACAUUUGCGGCAUGAUAUUCGAUUCCGCCCCGGGAGAUCGACGGAUUGUGGGUCUCUAUCGAGCGAUAGCUGCUAUCUAUGGUAAGGAGCGCCGUUGCAACCGAUUGUUGUCCGCACUGAUGGCCAUCGCUGCCAUUAUUCUUUGGACCUUUGAGGACGCCUUGAACUACGUCUUGAAUUUUGUAAGACCGCGGGGCUAUGAAGUACAAACAAAUCCAUCAAACAAUCUCAAAUACGAAAGCAACGCAUGGCCACAGCUAUUCCUUUACUCCAAAGAAGAUCGGUUAAUACCAUACACCGAUAUAGAAAAGUUUGCCAAUUAUCGAAGCCGGUGUGGAGUGGACGUGCGUAUGGUAUGCUUUGACCGGUCCGAGCACGUCAAACACUACAUCCGACAUCCGCAGCAGUACAUCUACACCGUGUGCAAGUUCAUCAACGAUUGUUUAUCGAACUACUACAACAAGUUCCACAACUAGAGCUGUGUCGAUUAGCCGUUUAGCGAGACGCACCAAAGGGAAUCCCGGUGGUCCUGUACUUUUGUCUUAAAGCACAUCCUUUGCAAACGCACAUUUUGUCCACAAAAACGCGCAAAUUACACUGACCACCCGAGCAGUGUAGGUGACUUAUUAGGCUAAAAUUCUAUUAUUCUUCGAAGGUCACUCCAGCCAGAGGCUCUCCGUACGGUUUUUAGUUACGCCGUAUAUGCAUAGCAAUUGAUUUUGUGAUGAUUCCCCCUAGAACAUCUGAGCAUGUUUAAACAUUUGCCUUAAUUCUGAACGCAGCUCAAAAUGCGAUCGUAUGUUAAACUUUCCUAGACUCGUAGAGCUAACAAAAAAAGAUUAUCAAAACUUGUAAGUGAACGUAAGUGAACA